AUGACUCUCACAGCAACCAAGUUCACCCCCGAGGUGCUGCUGUCGGCACCACGCCGCUCGCCAGCUGUCCCCAACGCCAAGGGGACCAAGGCACUAUUCACAGCGACCACGUACUCGUUCGAAACACACAGAAAGACUUCCCAGAUCAGAAUGCUUGAUAUCCAAUCUGGCCAGUCAACACUUCUUGUCGAUGAUUUGAGCGCCAGCGAACCGACAUGGAUUGGCGACGAUGAGUUCCUCUACCUCAAGACUGGUGAUAAGGGUAACACUACCGUCUUGGUUGACAAGACCGCCCGCCCAGGUUCUCAAGCAUAUGAGGUCACUACGAUCAAGGCUCGUAUCUCGAACAUCAAGAUCAAAGAGCUCCCUAACGGCACUGUCGCUUUCGUCUGCUCCGCCUCCACUACUCCAGAUGGACAGCUGUCCAACCCUGUGACGGCGAAGAAGCCAUAUUCUAGUGCUAAGGUCUAUACCAGUCUCUUUGUCCGCCAUUGGGACGAGUGGCUAGGAGAGGACAAGAACUCCCUUUGGUACACCGCGUUGGAGAAGAAGAACGGUCGUUUUACGCUAGCGGGCCGCAGUCUCGUCAACGCCCUGGCGGGAUCGAAGCUUGAAUCUCCAGUACCGCCCUUCGGAGGAACUGGUGAUUUUGACAUUAGUUCCACAGGAUUGGUGUUUGUCGCUAAAGACCCUGAGCUCAACCCUGCCAUUUACACAAAGACCGACCUUUACUAUGUUCCGCUCAAGAACUUCAUCGAGGAGCAGCCACCAUCCCCGAAGAUUGUCGAGACACCUGGCCUGGAAGGCUAUACUAACAGCCCUGUCUUUUCGCACUGCGGCUGCAAGGUGGCCUUCACCCGCAUGAAGAGCAAGCAAUAUGAAUCUGACAAGCCCCGUCUGAUGCUUCUACCGGACAUCAGCGAUCUGAGCAAGACUGAAGAAUUCUUCGCCACGGAUGACGGUGAAGGAGCGUGGGACUAUCGCCCCGAAGGGAUUCUCUGGAGCGCCGAUGACAAAUCGCUUUACGUGACAGCCGAGAAGAACGCUCGUGUCCGCCUCUGGGAGGUCCCUUCCAACCCAGCCGAUGCCAAGGACACUCCCACGAUUGUCAAGACCGCAGACGGCAGUGUGAACGAUGUCAGACUUCUUGCUGAGGCCGAUUCGUCCUCGAAGCUUCUGGUCUCUACUACCUCUCUGGUUGACAACAGCUGCUACAGCAUCGUCGACCCCUCUUCCAACACCACCGACAUCAUUUCGUCUAACUCUAAGCAAGGGAAGACGUUCGGUUUGUCGAGAUCCUGCAUUGGAGAUAUUACCUUCAAGGGAGCUGGUGACUACGACGUCCACGCGCUCGUCGUCCGCCCCUCCAACUUCGACGAAAAGAAGAAGUACCCUCUUUGUUUCCUGAUUCACGGCGGACCCCAGGGUGCCUGGCAAGACGGAUGGAGCAACCGCUGGAACCCAGCCGUCUUUGCGGAGCAAGGAUACGUCGUCGUGAGCCCGAACCCGACAGGAAGUACGGGCUACGGCAUGGCCCUCCAGAACGGUAUCAAGGGCCAGUGGGGCGGCAGACCGUAUGAAGAUCUGGUUAAGGCGUUCGAGCACAUUGAGAAGAACAUGCCGUAUGUGGAUACAGAUAAGGCGGUUGCGUUGGGUGCUAGUUAUGGUGGCUAUAUGAUCAACUGGAUCCAAGGCCACCCCCUCGGACGCAAGUUCAAGGCGCUCGUCUGCCACGAUGGUGUCUUCAGCACACUGAACCAGUGGGGCAGUGAGGAGCUCUUCUUCCCCAUCCACGACUUCGAGGGAACCAUUUACGACAACCGCGCCGGAUACGAGAAAUGGGAUCCCGCUCAGCAUGUGAACGAGUGGGCUACGCCACAGUUGAUCAUCCACAGCGAACUCGACUACCGUCUCCCCAUAACCGAAGGUCUCGCGCCUUUCAACAUCCUCCAAUCCAAGGGCAUUCCCAGCAAACUGGUCAUGUUCCCCGAUGAGAACCACGAGAUGACCUUCAAAAAGCUCAGCAGCGAACACCAACCAGUCCUCCCCCGCCACCACCACCUCCUCUUCCUUCUCACUCCGGGCUCUUCUCACUCCGGGCUCAAGGAGCCAUGA
Molecule: messenger RNA, 2115 nt
Organism: Sordaria macrospora k-hell
Lineage: Eukaryota; Fungi; Ascomycota; Sordariomycetes; Sordariales; Sordariaceae
Source: RefSeq, a predicted model, not a curated record